Messenger RNA from Cladophialophora yegresii CBS 114405, 1254 nucleotides. RefSeq lists its product as uncharacterized. The record is from RefSeq and is a predicted model, not a curated record. The transcript is spliced from 3 exons. Lineage: Eukaryota; Fungi; Ascomycota; Eurotiomycetes; Chaetothyriales; Herpotrichiellaceae. The coding region runs from base 1 to 1254 and encodes 417 amino acids.
AUGUCGUCGGCGUCUCAGAACUAUGUCUCUGAGAAGCAGCUUGUUGGAGUGGGAUAUGCCAUGAUCGGGAUGACCUCGAUCGUCUUCGCCGCGAGAACGUUGAUCAGAGUCAACCAACCGAAAAGAAUCCAGGCAGACGACUACUUCCUCCUGCUGGCCUAUCUCUGCUUCCUCACUCUGAGCAUCCUAUACAUCGUACUUGCUCCGACCAUGUACCGUGUUACCGAUGCCACCUCGGGGCUCACGCCAUUGUACCCAGAAAUCUUGUCGGACUCCUUAUUCAUGAUCAAGAUAUUCUUCGCCAACACUAUGAUCUUCUGGUUCGCGCUGUAUGCCGUCAAAUUCUCAUUCCUCUCGCUGUACCGACGUCUCAUGAAAGGCCUCCGCGUCUACAUGCAGCUUUGGUGGGCGGUCGUGGUCUUUUGCGUCUUGACAUUGAUAGGUUGUGUGGUUAGCAAUUUCACCAGCUGUCACAGUAUGCACGCCUGGUUUACUCCCGGCGAGUGUUCCGAGCCGCGGGAUGCCCGUGCUCAAAUAGCCUCGUUGUACUAUGCCUAUGCGGUCGAUGUUAUUUCAGACCUUUUCAUCAUGUUCCUGCCCCUACGUCUGAUCUGGAAUUUGCAACGGCCCACGGCACAAAAAGUCGGAAUAGGGGGUCUCUUCUGCGUUGGUUGGAUUUGCAUUACCUUCGCCACCAUCCGAGUGGUCCAAAUCGGCGUCAAGGCGAAUAACAAUUCGACCCCGUCCUCGUCCUGGCUCGCUCUCUGGGCUAUCGUCGAAAGUUCAGUUACUGUCAUAGUCGGGUGCUGUCCCGGCCUAUAUUCAAAAGCCAAAGAAGUCCAGUCAACCCGCAAGACAUCAUCCAAGAGGAGCGGCUUGCCCCCAAACUACUACCCUGGGAGCCGUGGGUACGAGAAACACGGAACCGGUGCAGACGACAGCAAGAUGGACUUCGAAACAAUGGUAUCUGGAAAAUCACGGUCUUACCACGCCGUUACCACCGGUGGCACGCAUCACAGUAUUGAGUUGAAGAACAUGCCCGUCAAAGCUGCCAGUUCACAGAGCACCCAACGCACCCAACGCAGAGAAGACACCAACGGCACGUUCUGGGAAGGCGACGAGACGUCUAGCCAAGAGGAGUUAAACGGACCUAAGCACAUUUAUGUGACGAACAGCAUUGAGAUCAAGGAUGAGGACGAGUCGAUUCGUGAAAGCAGCCGGAAGGAUGUCGACUUUGCGAAAAGUGUAGUCUAA